Messenger RNA from Malassezia restricta, 663 nucleotides. RefSeq lists its product as uncharacterized. The record is from RefSeq and is a predicted model, not a curated record. Lineage: Eukaryota; Fungi; Basidiomycota; Malasseziomycetes; Malasseziales; Malasseziaceae. The coding region runs from base 1 to 663 and encodes 220 amino acids. The transcript has a single exon.
AUGCAGUACACCGCGUUUCUUGCUGGUCUCCUCGCCGCCUUUGCCGCGUCGGCAUCGGCCGCUCCCGUUUCGCAGGAUGUACCCGCACCCACCCUUGCCCCUGCGCCUGAGCCAAAGCCUGCCUCAGCUCCUGCGCCUCCUUCUCCCUCUAAGCCUGCUCCUGCUGUCGAGGCUGUGCCAAAGGACGAGCAGAACAUUAACGAUGCUGCCAGUAAGCUCGUCACAAAACUUCAAUGCACGAACUACACCUCUACUGGAACGCUGAAGCUGGAUGGCAAGACUGUGUCGCUCAAGGAUAGCGAUUUGGUGCUCUCUGGUGGCGACGAGCUGACACUUGUCUUCCAGGAGUGCAAGUCGAACAUUUUGAAUGUCGAAAGCAAGGGCACGAUGCACUACGGUAUCAUUUCACCGAAGGGCAGCGUGAAGGAGAAGUGCCUCCGCCCAGCCGCUCUUGCCCAGCCAGACCAGCACCUCCAGGUCCAGAACUGCUCGAUGAGUGACGACAGCUCUCAGAUGAGCCAGUUCUUUGAGUUCAACGAGAAGGGCAAGACACUUGCAUUCCUCGGCCAUCUCGAUGCUUCGAAGCACUACAUGGCCAAUGAGAAGGACAACUUCUUCGUCGUGUCGCCUGAGGGAGAGGGCAAGAGUCUCGCCCUCGCUUAA